CUAUGGCCGGGUUUCCAUCAUUAGAAACCAUUCCUCAUACUGGAAUACUCGGCAGGCAUGGUGUAAACGUCUUCAAUUCCGAAAGCAGAAAUGAGACAAUGGUUAUUACGCUUGUGAAUGAGUUUGCUAACAUGAAAAUAGAAGAUAUUGCAAAGAAAACGGUUGGAAAAAGGUUAUUUGUUGGUUGGCCUUUUCUCCAAGAAGCUUUCGUGCAGGCUAUUUCCGAUGAACUUUUCAGAUAUGAAUUGGCAAAUUUGAAUGUUCAGAGACAAGAUGUUAGAAAUACCCAAACUAUUAAGAAUCCCCAAAUCAUUAAGAAUCCCCAUAGACAGGAUGUACUUGAACAUUGGCGUCGGAAGGCUGAUAAAUUGGAACAAAAUUAUAGCAAAAGAUACGGAACUAUCACGGGAACUGUGGAGGUCAUAGCUCAUGUUUUAAUGCUAAAAGGUUUAAGGAGGCUGAGCAAUGGUGCAUUGGUAAAGGAAUAUGCAAAUGCUAAUGAAGAAAUGGAUUACGCAAUCCAAACAACUGUGAGCAGCGUUGAAU
Molecule: messenger RNA, 546 nt
Organism: Racocetra persica
Lineage: Eukaryota; Fungi; Glomeromycota; Glomeromycetes; Diversisporales; Gigasporaceae
Source: the annotation of a GenBank genome assembly